GAGUGAUUGAUGGUGAUGGUAAUGAUUGAAGAUUGAUGAUGUGAUAAUGACAAUGGUGACUUUUGCUCCAUCCCUAACAUUGUGCCUAUUUAUUUAUCCUUCAGACAGACAUUGAAAGAACUACAAGAGAGGUCUUUUAUGGAGGAGAAAGCCUGGCUGAAAUUACACAGUUACCUGCUGCGUACGUUGAUAGCAGCGAUCUACUUGGGUCGUCAGCCUGACAGUAGUGCUACUACUACACAGAAUGGUACCAGUGCUGUUAGUAAGAGACCAAUGGUGCAUGUUUUGAGAGACCUUAAGCAAUUAUUUCAACAACAUGUCGUCGACUGUAAACAUUACAAACUCCCCAUCAAGUACACCAUCCAUGGACCCUAUCCAACACGGAUAUCUUCGUAUCUCCUACAAAACCAUCACCAAGUAUUCCUGCUAAUGGUCGAGCAUGUUCUUUAUAUUCACCUCUUGUACGAGAACGGUUUCGACAAAGCAGAUGAAGAGGAAGAAAAACGAAUUCAGACAACUGUAGUAUCUCUCGUUGAUGGUCUGGUGUCUAAGCACAAAUGUAGUUUAAUCAGUGAAGAGAAUGGUAAGAAAACAUGGAACCUUACUUUACUGGAAAAUCUUGUGCUUUUAGCUGAGACCAUCUCACAUAUUACCAUUCUGGCAGCUGUCUGCCAUCGUAUAUUGAAACCCAUGAAGACAUCUUGGGUGAAGAAGAACAAAAAGAAGAAAGAAUUAAAUAUACCCCAGCCAAAAACCUUUGAAAAUUUCAACAACCUAACAGCAAGUUUGGAAAAGUCAACGCACGAACUCCAUAAAGCUGUCACAGAUAUUAAUCCAGUGUUUAAGUUAUUGAAUUUACAUCAUCUCAACUUGACUGAGAGUAUCUCUUCGGAAGAGGAGGAUGUUGCCAUGGAGAUGAUGAUGUGGAAGAGAGUUGAAGAGAGCUAUCAACAGUCUGCUCACCAAGUCACGGACCUUUUACAUCACAAGCUGGAGUACCUCAGUUCUCUGCAUCUCUGAAUACCCCCACCACCACCUCCAGCCAAACACCACCACCACCACCUCCUUCCUCUACAAUUGCCAUCACCACCACCACUUCAGGUAGCAGUUGCCAUGCAGUGGAGAGAACCACAUCCCCUCUGCCCCACCCAGCUCGCUCUCUGAUUGUAUCUCCUCACACCCUCACUCUCAAACUACCACCACCACCACCACCCCUACCACUAUUCUGUCCGCUCUGGCAGCAGCAGCAGCCGUGUGUGUGUGUGUGUGUGUGUGUGUGUGUGUGUGCAGUGGACCCUAAGGAUUGUUUGGAGUCUUGUUUCUCUUUUUAUUCCCCCUCACCCCUCUCUCUCUCUUUCACCCUCUUCUGUCUCCCCCUCAUCCCUCUCACAUCCACUCACACACUGAUUCAGAAAUGGAUUUUUUUUUUCUUAUUUAACUUAAAUCUGCUGAAAAUGAUAGGUGGGGUGGUGGUAGUGAAGGGUGGGUGGGUUCGAUUUAAUGAGAGGAGGAGGGAUGGAGAAAAUCCCAGCAUGGCCAGUACUCUCGAUGGAGUUGAAGCAACUAAAGAACUGACUCCCUAACACACCCACCCCUCUUAUGUAAUUUCUAGAAAUCAAGACUGUCAGAUAAAUUGGAAGGUCAUGAGUUCAAAUUCUCUCUGCUGUUGUUUUUCUGGGCUCAGAAUUCUAUCAUCUCUUAACAACCCCUUUCUUUGACCGCAGGUUUAGGUCCACAUAUCAGCCUAUAACAAUCAAAUGUCCUUCUAAAUUUUCUUGGUCCAAUCCAUGGAUGUUAAAUGAUGAUGAUGAUGAGAAUGUCCAAACCUGGGUUCCAAUGAUGUUGAUCUCAACAUUCUUCCGGUGCCAUGCAGUGUGUGAAGGCUCUGCUUUAGAAUCAGCUGAAGGGGUUUAUCCCCCUUCUUGCUCCUUAGUCAAUAGGAACUGGGAGUGGUUAAGAGGAAAACCUUCAGCUGUUGCCUCAGUCUACUUGGCUGACGGAGGAUAGCUUAGCAACCUGUGCUUGUGGUGUGUGAAGGGAUUUAUUUCCUCAUCAAAGACCCAGACAAAAUGAACAACAUUGAGACACUGGCUGGAGAGUCCUUGCUAGACCAUCCCUGUUGGUCCGUCGCUGGAAGGGUAGUAGUGUUGGGUGGUUGGGAGUGGGGUCACUGCACAUUUUGUGGGUUGUGUGGCUUAUGCCAUAGUCCACCCAGCUGCCAGUAGGCACCAUGGCUAUAGGAAAGGCACAGAUCUGCAAUUAUGUUAGCACACCGAUUUUGCUUCAGCUGUUUCCCCUGGGGGAGGCAUCUUGGCCCCAGUACUCUGUCCUUAUCAAGACAGUUGAACCCUCGUAUUUCUCCUUCCCACCCACCCCAUCCCAGCUUAAACAUCGGGAAACUGGUUCAGGAAGGUUGUAAUCUUAACAUGGUAGACAUCAGAAAGCUUGAUGGGGUGGGUGGUAGCAGAGCAGCCUGUGACUCCGUGGUUUUGAGUUCCGAUUUCACGAGAAAGGAAAGAAAAACCAGUGUGUCCUUCGGUGAAGUGGAGGCCUUGCUGUAUGUUUCAUCUCUUGUCUAAUUGUGGGUCUACCACUUAAGCACCUCCUCCCCUCUUGUCUAAUUGUGGGUCUACCACUUAAGCACCUCCUCCUUCUUCCCUCUUGUCUACUUGUGGUACUACCAUUUAAGCAUCUCCCUCUCCUCCCCUUCAUAUAACAUAUCCAGUUUUGUGGUGGGAGGGGUGGACCGUGGUCUCUUUUCACUUCAUCCAUCCACUUAUCCACACACACACACACGUGCACAUCGUCACACACUUCACAGCCUUAUGCACACUUUCACUCACAUAGUCCUGUGGAGGCAUUGUCUCAUAUAUACACACACACACACACCAACGCAGCCCUGAACACACACACACACAUUGUUGUGUGUGCGUGUGUAUGUAUGCAUACACAUGUAUAUAGCGUGUUGUGGUAGGUGGUUGGUGUGGUGCAGCAAAAUGUUUAAGAAAGAAGUAAAAGCAAGAGACGGGAUCCGGUUUCAAUUCUUAACAGGAACGACAUUCACUUUUCUCGUUUUUGGAGAAAUUGUAAAGAGAAUGGUAAAAAAAAAAAAAAGAAAAAAAAAGAGAA
Molecule: messenger RNA, 3129 nt
Organism: Octopus sinensis (East Asian common octopus)
Lineage: Eukaryota; Metazoa; Mollusca; Cephalopoda; Octopoda; Octopodidae
Product: N-alpha-acetyltransferase 25, NatB auxiliary subunit-like
Exons: 8
Coding region: 139-1020 (293 amino acids)
Source: RefSeq, a predicted model, not a curated record